AUGCCAGCAGUGAAAGGUGACGGUAUGCGUGGUUUAGCCGUAUUUAUUUCUGAUAUUCGAAACUGUAAAAGCAAAGAAGCCGAAUUGAAGAGGAUAAAUAGAGAGUUAGCAAAUAUAAGAAGCAAAUUUAAAGGAGACAAAAUGAUUGAUGGCUAUCAGAAAAAGAAAUAUGUUUGCAAGUUACUGUUUAUAUUUCUUCUUGGCAAUGAUAUAGAUUUUGGGCACAUGGAAGCUACAAAUUUACUCAGUUCCAAUAAAUAUACUGAAAAGCAAAUUGGCUACUUAUUCAUUUCGGUAUUAAUUAAUAAUAAUUCGGAUCUAAUCAAGUUAAUCAUUCAGUCGAUAAAGAAUGACUUACAGUCGCGUAAUCCUGUUCAUGUAAAUUUAGCUCUUCAAUGUAUUUCGAACAUUGGAAGUAAAGAUAUGGCAGAAGCUUUUGCUCAAGAUUUACCAAAAUUACUCGUGUCAGGUGAUACAAUAGAUUUUGUAAAACAAAGUGCUGCAUUAUGUUUGUUGAAGUUAUUUCGUACUUGUCCAGAUGUUAUUCCGCCCAGUGAAUAUGCAUCUCGAAUUGUUCAUUUGCUCAACGACCAACAUCUGGGUGUCGUUACUUCAGCUGCUUCAUUAAUUGAAGCUCUUUCAAAGAAAUGGCCUGAAGAAUAUAAAGGAUGUAUUUCAUUGGCGAUUUCUCGUCUGAGUCGCAUUGUUACCUCAGGAUAUACAGAUUUGCAAGAUUAUACAUAUUAUUUCGUGCCAGCUCCAUGGCUUUGUGUUAAAUUAUUGAGAUUACUUCAAAAUUAUCCAACACCUGAAGAUCCGAGUAAUCGCACACGUUUGAUGGAAUGCUUGGAAGGAAUCUUAAAUAAAGCUAUGGAUGCUCCAAAAUCAAAAAAAGUUCAGCAUUCAAAUGCCAAAAAUGCAGUUUUAUUCGAAUCGAUCGCAUUGAUUAUUCAUAUGGAUUCAGAACCAAAUUUAUUAGUAAGAGCAUGUAAUCAACUAGGAACUUUUUUAUCACACCGCGAAACAAAUCUCAGGUAUCUUGCGCUUGAAUCGAUGUGCUUAUUAGCUACUUCAGAAUUCUCUCAUGAGGCUGUUAAAAGACAUCAAGAAACAAUAAUCAGUAGUUUAAAAACGGAAAGGGAUGUAUCCGUUCGUCAGAGAGCAGUCGAUUUGUUAUACGCCAUGUGCGAUAGAUCGAAUGCAGCAGAAAUUGUUUCUGAGAUGCUAUCAUAUUUGGAAACAGCAGAUUAUUCGAUUAGAGAGGAAAUGGUACUCAAGGUUGCUAUUUUGGCAGAAAAAUAUGCUACUGACUAUACAUGGUAUGUUGAUGUAAUUUUGAAGCUAAUUCGUAUCGCAGGUGAUUAUGUUUCUGAAGAAGUUUGGUAUCGAGUUAUCCAAAUUGUCGUUAAUAGAGAAGAUGUUCAGGGUUAUGCAGCAAAAACCGUUUUUGAAGCAUUGCAGCGUCCGGCAUGUCAUGAAAAUAUGAUUAAAGUUGGUGGUUAUAUUUUAGGAGAAUUCGGUAAUCUUAUUGCCGGUGAUCCACGAUCAAGUCCUCAAGUACAAUUUCAACUGUUUCAUAGUAAAUAUCAUUUAUGCUCAAUCGCUACUCGGUCACUGCUUCUCUCGACUUAUGUGAAAUUCUGCAAUCUUUUUCCGGAAAUUAAAACAGUGAUUCAGGAGGUAUUCGCUAAUGAUCACAAUCUACGUAAUCCUGAUGCAGAAUUACAGCAGCGUGCUGUUGAAUAUUUAAAGCUUGCAAAAAUAGCAUCACCUGAUGUUCUUGCUACGAUUUUGGAAGAAAUGCCUCCUUUCCCUGAAAAGGAGAGUUCCCUUUUGGCGAAAUUGAAAAAAUCUAAACCUCGUGUUGAAGAACUCGAAAAUCAAACGAUAGAAAAAAAACAAAGGCCUGUUGCCGUUAUGAGUCAUGCAUUAGUUGAUAUUUUUGGUGCCUAUUCAACAGCAGAUUCUUCACUGAAUGGUGCAGCCGUUACUGGUGGUUUAGUAAAUGAUGAACCAGCAGUUGAAAAUUAUGCUGAUGUGCUUAAAUUUGUGACAAAAAAUAAUGGAGUUUUGUUUGAAAACUUUGCGAUUCAAAUCGGUUACAAACUGCAGACGCGAGCUAAUUUGGCUCGUCUUGGAAUGUUUUAUGGCAAUAAGACCAGUUCAUCGUUUAGUGAAUUUUAUACUUCAGUGAUGUGUCCUGGUCCACUUUGCUCUCAGUUAAUUGCACAGUGCAAACCAGUGGAUAAUAUGAUCGCAGGAGGUUCACAAGUGCAACAGCUGAUUAAUUUUGUUUGUGAGCGAGAAUUUUUUAGAAGCCCUCUUAUACAUAUUACAUUCAAUUAUUUAGAUGGUAUGGGUCAACAGCAAUUAUUUGAUAAAACAUUCGCUCUUCCAAUCUUUAUAAAUAAAUUUUUUGAACCUACAGAUAUGUCAUCGGAACAAUUCUUUACUCGAUGGAAACAACUUGCCCAACCAGCUCAAGAAAAUCAAAAAAUAUUUGCGGCAAAAUUACCCAUCGAUUCGGAGCAAAUAAAAGCUAAAUUAACUGGUUUUGGACCGAAGUUAUUGCUUGAAGUUGAUCCUAAUCCUGAAAAUUUUGUCUCCGCUGGAAUAAUUCAUACAAAAAUGCAGCAAAUUGGGACUUUAACACGACUGGAACCGAACAAACAGGCAAAGAUGUAUCGUCUAACAGUUCGCAGUUCACGUGAUACUGUAGCCAAGUAUCUUUGUGAAAUACUUCAAGAACAGUUUUAG
Molecule: messenger RNA, 2757 nt
Organism: Dracunculus medinensis (Guinea worm)
Lineage: Eukaryota; Metazoa; Nematoda; Chromadorea; Rhabditida; Dracunculidae
Source: the annotation of a GenBank genome assembly